Molecule: messenger RNA, 7431 nt
Organism: Magallana angulata
Lineage: Eukaryota; Metazoa; Mollusca; Bivalvia; Ostreida; Ostreidae
Exons: 10
Coding region: 187-7050 (2287 amino acids)
Source: RefSeq, a predicted model, not a curated record
AGCGUUGUUGGUUACACUUGGUCGUUUGACUCACUCGAUGUGACCCUCAUCCUCAGCAGUGAUACCUGAGGAAUGCAUGAGUCUUACACAGAGUAAUUGUAAAGAAAUAACGAAUAAAGAGAAAGGGCGACAGCAGAGAAGAAGAAAUCGGGGAGGACAUAACGGUCCUAAAAUUUUAAGCAAAAAAUGUCUCGCACGUGCAUUCCUGUGGAAUGGGUGUGCGCGUUGGUCUCCAUUUGUUGUGUCUUGAAUUCUGUCACAGCAGCUGACAGGGGAUACGGCGCACAGUUUGGUGGCCAGGAUAACGCACGAGGCUGCACUGGACAGUGUACAUACGAGGGUACAACCUACAGAGGCGGGGAGAAGUUCUCCUAUACCAAGGGCUGUAUCAAAUACAACUGUGAGUGUCAGUGCAAUGGCUGGUAUGACUGUCCUCGGGAAAAUAACGAGGACAUCUGCCGGAACCGGAACACGGACCGGACCGGCCUGUCCUCCAGCCGGGGGUGUAGGGAGUGUAACGUCCACGGCGUCCUGUUCCCUAGUAACGCUCCCUUUAACUAUAACCGUGGGUGUACAGAACUGAGCCAGUGCCACUGUCACUGUGACGGGUCGUGGAAUUGUACCCAGGGCCGCGACAUCUGCCGUAACACUCGGAUCACCCAGCUCUCUAGCAGGGGCAGUAGCUCGUCGUACACCGGGGGCGGAUCUGCCUCUGGUAGUAGUGGCGGAUCUAGUUAUUCCAGUGGAUCAUCCGGAACCUCUCGCAGUGGCGCGUCUGGCUAUUCCAGCGGAUCAUCCGGUUCCGCUUCAUCCUCUUCCGUUUCCGGAGGUUCUUCUUCCAGCAGCAGUUCGGGGAGAAGAGGCGGCGGGGCAGGCAGUAGUUUUGGAAGCUCUGAUUCUAGGUGCAAACAGUGCUAUGUCACUGAUAGCAGAGUGGAAAACCCAAACACGUAUUUCAAAUAUCGAAAUGGGUGUGCUGAAUGGGACAGUUGUUUCUGUAAUUGCGAGGGUUACUGGAACUGUGACGCCAGCACGUACAAGAAAGUGUGUGAACAAGGCGGGGGCGGAGGUAUUGAUCUGAACGGGGGGUCGUGCACGCCUUGUGAUGUUUUUGGAAAGAUCCAGUUAGGAAACACAGACUUUGUGCAUAGAAACGGUUGCCACGAGUGGACAAACUGUCACUGCUCGUGUGGAGGUGCCUUCUCCUGUUCCGACAGCAGCUACAGAUGGGCAUGUGACAAUAUAUGUCGCGAGUGUAAUGUCGAUGGAAGGAAAUACCCGGGCAACACUGAGUUUACCCACACCAAAGACUGCAUAACAUACGAUCCCUGCCAGUGUCUCUGCAAUGGCUCUUGGUCGUGUCCUCCAGAGGCGGGAAAGUGGACAUGUACGGACCGAUGCCGUGAGUGCGAAGUGGACGGGAAUCGAUACCGGGGCAACACGGAGUUCCGGCACAGUGAAGGAUGCUGGGAGUGGGACAAGUGCCAAUGCCGCUGUAAUGGUUCCUGGAUGUGUCCCAAAGAGCAUGCAAGAUGGACCUGUUCCCAGCAGUGUCGAGACUGCGUGCUGAACGAUCAAACAUAUCCUGCAAAUUCACCUUUCACGUUCGAACGCGGGGAUUGCUACAGAUUUCACUGCCAGUGUAGCUGUAAUGGUUCCUAUGACUGUCCUGCGGAGAAAACAGAGAAUACCUGCUUGAUUGAUUCUAACACCGGCUGCUACCCCUGUGACGUUCACGGCAAGUCUUACAGCGGCCAGUCUGUCUUCAACCACACGGACGGCUGCAUGCAGUACCAAGACUGUGUCUGUAACUGUAACGGGUUCUGGGAAUGCCCCGGAUCUAAGGCCGUGGACACGUGUCACCCGAUCACUCCCGGAAGCUGCUACCAGUGUGACGUCAACGGGAACAAGGUGGCGGGCGGGACACACUUCAGUAUAGAGGACGGGGAAUGGCGGUUUGACUGUGAGUGUUACUGUAGCGGGAACUGGCACUGUGCGGCGGAGGCCACCUACACCGGAGGGUCCUCCCAUCAGCUGACCGGCCAAUGUAGAGACUGUUACUUCCUGGGACGGCGCCACACCAGUAGAACCACCUUCGACAGCCAGUGGGGCUGUAUCAAGUAUAAUUGUCAGUGCAAUUGCGACGGACAGGUGGAAUGUCCCGUGGAGCAGGCACAGAGCGUGUGUUCUCUAAACAAGCAUUACUUCCAGGAGUUUCAGUUGAAGUCUUUGAGUAGUGUACCAUCGAGUUACUGCUCGUCCUGUAAAAUAAACGAUCACUUCUUUCCUGGCAACUCUCAGUUUGAAUACAUUGACGGCUGCCAUCGACACAUGUUGAGGUGCUACUGUAACUCCGGAUAUAGAGUCGCCAAAAAGAUUAUUGACUCGUGCGUGGAUGGAAUUCUAUCGGGUACCAUAAAGUACUCUAAAACGUCGGCUGUGUUCCUCUCUGUAUCGCGACAAUGUGAUCGCAGAUGUAUCGUCAAUGGCGUCGAACACGCGCCAAGAUCCUCGUUUGAAAUAACGCUGGGGUGUUCGACAUAUCGCUGCCGGUGUGCGUGCACCGGACUUCCCGAGUGUCAAGCUCCCGUGGAUACGUCGUGCAAUCUACAGAUCCAUGUCAUCAGCAGCUCACGGAUAAGUGGCGGAUCUAGCAGUUCAUCUCUUGUCAGUGGAGGAAACGCCCACACCGUUGUUGGUGGCGGAAGCCAUUCGAGUGGAAGAGUAAUAUCCGGCGGAAGUCAGUCAGGUGGCAGCAUCGUGACAGGUGGAAGCAGGAGAGUCAUCACUGAGCGUACUCACUCUUCAGGUGGAGGUGUUGUUGGUGGGGGAACUCAUUCCUCGUCAACGAGAGUGAUCACUGGCGGAUCAAGAGUUGUCAAUGGCGGAUCAAGAGUUGUCACUGGCGGAUCUCGCGUCGUCAGUGGUGGAUCAAGAGUAGUCACAAGUGGAUCUCGAGUUGUCAAUGGCGGUUCAACGGUAGUUUCUGGAGGCGGGGGCAGUUCGAGAGUCAUUGAGAGAAGAAUUGUGUCCACGGGAGGCGGGGGCGGACACUCAGUGGUCGGGGGAGGAUCAACGUCCGUCGUCGUCAGUGCAGGAGGGUCUUCAAACAACUGUCAUUACUGUGUUGUCGAAGGCAAACGGUACCACGGCAUGGCUGUAUUUGACUACAAGCGUGGGUGCGUUCGAUACCGCUGUCAGUGCGACUGUAGGGGCUACGCUAUAUGUAGGGCAGUCAGCAUCAACGAAUGUUUGGCUUCAGCACAGCAGUGUAAACCGUGCUAUGUAGAGAACAAACGACAUGAACCAAACUCUCGAUUUACUUAUGAUAAGGAUUGUCUAAGAACUUCGUGUAGGUGUGAAUGUGACGGCAUGGCGACCUGCGUCCGGACAGAAAUACCCGGAUGUACACACCACGAUGGCUGCAAGCAGUGCGUUUAUAACGGUGUGACUAGGGAUCCAAACACACAGUUUCACAUUGACAGGACUUGUGAGAGAACCGUUUGUCAGUGUGAUUGUACUGGGCACGUGACAUGUUCCUCCCCCGUCCGCACAUGCGCAGCACCAGAAACAUGUGGUGGCUGCACUGUCCAGGGUCACUAUAGGCCCGCGAAGUCAGAAUUUACUCUGACCCAGGGAGAUUGGAGAAUGCCAUGCACCUGCCAGUGUGACAAUCACUACACGUGUGAUCGUGCCAAAGCGGAGUACAUUGGUGAUGAGCCAGACGACUCUCAUUCUCACCAGACGUGCAGAUCGUGCAGUGUAGAUGGCAAAGUUCAUCCGACCAAGUCAAAAUUCUUCCGAGAGCAAGGGUGUAUUAGAUACAGGUGCCAGUGUUUCUGUGACGGUAACCAUGAAUGUGUGAGUACCGGGACCAAUAUCUGCUCCAGACCGACCACCCCAGCCCCGGUGGUUAAUCCUCACCGUCACUGUAAACCGUGCAGGGUAGGCAGCAAGGAGUACCCGUCCGAGCAGACGUUCAACAUAGACCGCAGCUGUAAGCGCUACAACUGUGAAUGCUACUGUAGCGGCAGAUACGGGUGUCGAGAUUCAGGGGAGAAUAUCUGUCACAAUCACCCUAACCCCACCACACCCGCUCCAAGGCCACAACCCACGUGCACUAAAUGUCACGUGCAAGGAAAGGACUAUUCCCCAAACACAAAAUUUACUAUCGUUAACGAUGAGUGUCACGUGCUUCACUGUAAGUGUUCCUGUGAUGGGAGUCACAACUGUGACCAAGAGGUGACCAAUGUCUGCCGUGACCGGCCAAACCAAUGCUCUACCUGUACCCACGACGGCACCACACACAGGCAUGGUGAACGCUAUAAGCGGGUGGAGAACUGUGUUGAGUACGACUGUGAAUGUCAGUGCAACGGAAGUCCUCGGUGCAGCGCCACCCGGCGAGUGUGUGAAGUCACGCCUCAGUGUAGACCGUGCACGGCGCCUAAUGGACAACAAUAUCAACCCAACACCCAGUUUGUAUAUGACAAAGACUGUCAUAGGUACACCUGCGAGUGCGCAUGUAACGGAAACUACACAUGUCCCCCAGAGAACACAGGACGAAUCUGCCCGGAACCGACGACAGCGCCACCUGUGUGCAGACAAUGCACGGACCCCAACGGACGUCGUCAUCGGGCGAACAGGCGUUUUACGUAUGACAAAGAUUGCCACCGGUUCACGUGUCACUGCGCGUGUGAUGGAAAGUACAACUGUCCCUCGGAACACACGCGUAAGAUCUGUACUGAGGAUGGGGGCCAUGGGCAGUGUACGCCAUGCACGGACCCGACAGGGAGGCAGCAUCGGGCUGGUCCAUUCUUAUAUGACAAGGACUGUCACCGGUACACUUGCACCUGUAAUUGCAACGGCCAUUACGACUGCCCGCCUGAUCAGGCUGUUAACUUUUGCAAUAGAGGUCAAGGUGGUUCCUCGCAUCAUAGUUCAUCAAGUGGUGGAAGUACAACCCAUGUAAGUGGGUCACACGGCAGUGGCUCCUCUGUCACCACUGGUCACACGCACAUUGGCGGUUCCACCACCAGCUACUUAUACAGGUACGGCUACUCGACCUCCCACCGCUAUGGCGACACUGGCUGUUUCUACUGUGUCGCUGGAGGAGCUAAUAGGACGCCAAACGCAGCAUUUCUGUUUGACGACGAUUGUUACAGAUUCUCUUGUAUGUGCGCUUGCAAUGGAAGUUGGGAAUGCCCCGCCUCACAAACACAAGAAAUAUGUAAAACACAUACAAACAGUCAAGGUUCCUCUGGAUCCAGCAGUAGUCACGGAGGUUCAGGUAGCAGCGGUAGUCAUACACACACUAGUGGGUCCUCAACUAGCUACCGAUACGGCUACUCGACCUCCCAUCGCUAUGGUGACACUGGCUGUUUCUACUGUGUCGCUGGAGGAGCUAACAGAAACCCGAACGAAAGAUUUCAGUUUGAUGAUGAUUGUUACCGGUUCUCUUGUGUCUGUUCUUGUAAUGGAAGUUGGGAAUGUCCCGCUUCGCAAACACAGGAAAUAUGCAAAACACAUACCAACAGUCAAGGUUCCUCUGGAUCAAGUAUAACCCACGUACAUAGUGGCGGUUCAUCUAGCAGCAGUGGUAGUGUACACAGCAGUAGCUCCGCUGGUAGCAGCGGUCUCACCCAAAGUGGUGGUUCAUCCAGCAGCUACCGUUAUGGUUACUCAACCUCCCAUCGCUAUGGCAAUACUGGCUGCUUCUAUUGUGUUGCAGGAGGAGCGAACAGGGCGCCAAAUGAACGGUUCCAGUUCGAUGAUGAUUGCUACCGGUUCUCUUGUGUCUGCGCUUGCAACGGAAGUUGGGAAUGCCCCGCUUCGCAAACACAAGAAAUAUGCAAAACGCAUACCAACAGUCAAGGUUCCUCUGGAUCAAGCAUAACACAAGUACAUAGUGGCGGUUCGUCUAGCAGCAGUGGUAGUGUCCACAGCAGUAGCUCCGCUGGUAGCAGCGGUCUCACCCAAAGUGGUGGUUCAUCCAGCAGCUACCGUUAUGGUUACUCAACCUCCCAUCGCUAUGGCAAUACUGGCUGCUUCUAUUGUGUUGCAGGAGGAGCGAACAGGGCGCCAAAUGAGCGGUUCCAGUUCGAUGAUGAUUGCUACCGGUUCUCUUGUGUCUGCGCUUGCAACGGAAGUUGGGAGUGUCCUGCCUCACAAACACAGGAAAUAUGCCAAACACAUGGAAACAGCCACGGUUCCUCUGGAUCUUCUGGACAAGGAGGCACGUGCAGGCAGUGCACGGCUUACGGCAACAAUUACGCAGGAAACUCGCAUUUCCAAUACGACAGAGACUGUUUUAGGUUUAAUUGCGAUUGCUACUGUAACGGAUCGUGGAACUGCCCAGCCGAGCGAACCGAGAACCUGUGUACACCAGAGAGGGGCCAUUGUAGGAAGUGCAACGUCCAGGGAUACGACAGGGAACCAAACUCACGAUUCCAGUUCGACAAGAACUGUUUCCGGUACGACUGCGACUGCUACUGUAAUGGGUCGUAUAACUGCCCUGCAGAGAGAACGAGAGAAAUACCCGGAUGUGGAAGCCAUCGUUCUCGCCAAGGCACCGAGCCCUGCAAGAACUGUAUGGUGAAUGAAGAGAGCCAUGAACCUUACUCCGAUUUUAGCUACACUGAGGGAUGCCUGAAACACAAGUGUCAUUGUCAUUGCAACGGAACCUAUAGCUGUCCAGCAGAGAACGCCGAGAAUAUUUGUCCCGAGGGUAAGAACUGCACCGACUGUGUUCUCAAGGGCAAUUCUUACCGAGCUGGCGCGAAGUUCCAGUACAUCGAGGGGUGCGCCCAGUAUGAUUGCGACUGCUUCUGUGACGGAAGUUUCCACUGCCCGCCGAGUCGUACAGUCGACGUCUGCAGGGACAAACCAAACCCCUGCACCCAGUGCGAGUACGGUGGAAUGAAAUAUCCUGGAAACGCCAAAUUUGUGGUCAAAGAAAAAUGUUCCCAGGUGGAGUGCUUCUGUGACUGCCAGGGAAAGAUUACCUGUAAAGGUGCAAUUAACACCUGUGCAGACCGCGGGGAUCUGGGUUAGAAAACAAAAUGAUGCCCAGGGUAGACGGAAAAUAAACAAUACUCAAUAAGAUAUAUCUAUUUUUAAUGUAAUAUAUUUUAUAAAUUUAGUGAAGAAAUGCCAAACAAUAACAUUUAUUUUUGUACUGGAAUUGGUGUGAAAAUUUGAUUGUAUAUUGGACCGAUAUACAUGUUAUAUUAAAAUUCAUCGUGUUCUUGAGAAACUUUUCAAAAGCUUAUUUCUUACGCUCUUGAUUAAUCAUGUUUGCGGUGUGUAAAAGAAUUAUAUUUCUGUGCAUUAGAUUUUGUUCAUAGCUCAUAAAAUCCUCUAUCGUAUUAAAAUGUUGCAUACAAAUCAGGUUAACGAAUUUAUUUACAGCCAAUAAAUGUUCGUUUUAACACU